AUGACCGGUCCAGGGCGAUCACCCUCCUCGCCGUGGGUGCAGAGUGUACAAGGCAGAGCCAACCAACCUUUUCAUCCCGGCUUGUCACCUUCCCAAACGAGUAUGCAAUCAAGUGCAGAACGACCCAGCCCCAACUACUUUGGUAUCACCGUGGAAAACUCCAGUAAUCCCCCCACGUCCAAUCCAGGACCCCACACGCAAAAGAACUGGGGAGCAUUUCAAUGCUCUUUACCAAGCCCCAAAAUGCAGCUCUACUCCCAGGAGUCGGUAUCUGAGGGCCUGUCGAACCUCCUGAGGUCCGAGUCAGACGUUGAUAAAGGGCGCCGCGAGUCGGCUCUACAGAGUUUCUCUACAAACGGAGAUGCGCAGGGUAAUCGAAUAUGGUCGAGGACCUCUCAUUCCUCACCAACGAGUGGGCCGUUCAACAAUCGGGUACUGGGAUCCCCGAGUGGGUAUGCCAUCAAACCCGCACAAAUUCCAAGGGCAUCUUCACGAGAUAACGGGACAUCCAUAUCAUCUCACUGGAUCACCGCGGAGCUUGUCACUGAGCUGAUCAAAUCCAAGACACAGAAAGUUUUGCUUCUAGACGUUCGCCCAUACGCCCAUUUUUCGCAGUCCAAUAUCACUGGCUCUCUGAAUCUAUGCAUCCCCACCACUCUUCUCAAACGUCGCUCGUUCGACACGCAAAAACUCGAGAACACUUUCACCAGUGAUGAUGACAAACGCAACUUUGCUCGAUGGCGAGAGUGUACCAUGAUUGUUGUCUACGACUCUGCUACAUCAGAUGCCAAGGAUGCCGUCCCCUUGAUGCAUGUGAUCACCAAGUUUCAGGCAGAACACUGGAAGGGAGAAGGCUUGAUCUUGCAGGGAGGAUUCAAGGCCUUCUCAAACCAAUUUCCGCAAUUUGUCCACCGACCACAAGCACAGACGACAGGACCGUCACCGAAGAAGAAGCGUUCACCGAUGAGCAUCGAUCUCCAGUCCAUUGCUCCAGUUGUCGGAGGUUGUGCACUUCCCGAUUCCUCAUCCGCCGUCAAUCCCUUCUUUGGCAACAUUCGACAGAAUAUGGACCUUAUGGGAGGAGUCGGACAAAUACCUUUGAAGCUACCAGAUGGGAUGACAGAAACGCAACGACGAGAACUCCCCCCGUGGCUACAAGAUGCAUCGGAAGUCAAGGAUCAAGGUCACCUUGUCUCUGAGAAGUUCUUGGAUCUUGAAAAGAAGGAACUGGCACGGAUGAAGCAGGCGUUGACGUACGAUGCAAACUCGGCAUCGACUGGUGGGGUUUCCAAGAAAUAUCGCGUUGCAGGGAUUGAGAAAGGCACGAAGAACCGCUAUAACGACAUUUAUCCAUUUGAUCAUUCUCGCGUCCGUCUUGAAGGUAUUCCGUCGGGGGGCUGUGACUAUGUGAAUGCAAAUCAUAUUCAGGCCGAGUUCAGUAAUCGACGAUACAUCGCCACGCAGGCUCCAGUGCCUGAUACUUUCAAUGAUUUUUGGCGCGUGGUAUGGGAACAGGACGUCCGGCUGCUCGUUUCUUUGACUGCCGAGAUCGAGCGAGGCCAGGUCAAGUGCCAUCCCUACUGGAAGUCGGGAGACUAUGGUCCAUUCAAGGUCAAGGCCUACUCAGAGAGAUUCGUCAAUGUGAAUACCAAGGAUCGAUUCAUUGACCCCACGGCGGAAUCACCUGUCGGGCCUGGCCAGCAAGCACAGAACCCGGAUGGGUCGAAUGAGAACCCGGUCAUCAUCGUACGGCAUUUCAGUCUCUAUCAUACCGCAUUUCCAUUCCAACCUCUACGGGAUAUCACUCAGCUUCAAUAUCCCUAUUGGCCAGACUUUGGGACGACAUCUCAACCGGCUCACCUACUGAAUCUGAUUGAGCAGUGUAACAAGGUCAUCCGUGCUACCGGUACUUCCAGUUUCGGGAACCAAGAUGCCGAGCCAAAAGGCCAGCGGCCCAUCUUGGUUCACUGCAGCGCAGGCUGUGGACGCACAGGGACCUUCUGCACAGUCGACAGCGUGCUCGAUAUGCUGAAGCGGCAGCGCAUGAACAACGCUAACGCAGAUUCCGAUAUCGGGGCUCUUCAAAACCCGAGUCUCGACCUGAUUGUCAAGACUGUGGAAGACUUCCGAACUCAGCGACCCAGCAUGGUUCAGAAUCUGAGUCAGUUUGUACUCUGUUAUGAGAGUGUGCUGGAGUGGCUCGUCUCCCGGAUGCAUGAUGAGGACGAUUACAUGUAA
Messenger RNA from Penicillium daleae, 2238 nucleotides. RefSeq lists its product as uncharacterized. The record is from RefSeq and is a predicted model, not a curated record. Bases 1 to 2238 code for a protein of 745 amino acids. Lineage: Eukaryota; Fungi; Ascomycota; Eurotiomycetes; Eurotiales; Aspergillaceae. Gene Ontology annotation, molecular function: protein tyrosine phosphatase activity. The transcript has 3 exons. Gene Ontology annotation, biological process: protein dephosphorylation.